Menidia menidia (Atlantic silverside) is the source of this 2172-nucleotide messenger RNA. NCBI's taxonomy places the organism in Eukaryota, Metazoa, Chordata, Actinopteri, Atheriniformes, Atherinopsidae. The record is from the annotation of a GenBank genome assembly.
CUGAAACUCUUCUCUCCGCGCGUCCUGGCGCGCGCGGCGCGUCCUGGCGCCGCUGCAGACCGCAAAGGGUUAAACGGGGUUACCAGCAACGCUUUUAACAGGCAGGUGCCCCCCCCCCCCCAGCCCCCGCGCAGAGCCCCGCACCCGCGCAUUAAAACGCGUCCUCCAACUUCUGAGCAGCAGCUCCUAAUUGUCAUCACGCGUUGCGGCGCCGGCCGGAGAUGGCUGCGCACCGGCGCAGGCUGGCUCACCGGUGAUGCGCCUCUGACUGUGCUGCUCUCACUCACUCUUGCUCCCGACCGAGGCUCCCUCCGGCUGCUGGGGGAUCAGGGGCGCAGCGGGUCCGAUUCCACCUCCGGCUCUCUCUCCGACAUGCGGCGGAUGCGCUCCCCGGGAUUCUGGACCGGGAUCCUGGCGUGCGCGUCGGUGUGGAUGGAGCUGUGCGUCGCCGUUCUGAGCGAUGGCCCCUACUCGCACGCGGGCAUCUGCCCCAAUGACAUGAACCCCAACCUGUGGGUUGAUGCCAUGAGCACGUGCACGAGAGAGUGUGAAUCAGACCAGGAGUGUGAGACCUUUGAGAAGUGUUGCCAGAACGUGUGCGGGAGCCGCAGCUGUGUGGCCGCCCGCUUCCUGGACGGGGUCAGGGGCCCGGGGGGCCCGCCGCCGGGGGCCAGCUGCGCCGGCUUCCCGUGCGUCCAGCAGGGCUCGGAGUGCGAGGUGUGGGAGGGGGCCCCGGUGUGUAAGUGCCGGGACCGCUGCGAGCGGGAGCCGCGCUUCACCUGCGCCUCGGACGGCCUGACCUACUACAACCGCUGCUACAUGGACGCCGAGGCCUGCUCCAAGGGAACCACGCUGACCGUGGUCACCUGCCGCUUCCACCUCACCUGGCCCCACACCAGCCCCCCGCUGGCCCCGGUCACCACCCUCCGCCCCACCACCGCUCCCCUGAGGGCCACCGCCCCGCCCCCCACCCAGCCCCAGCCUCCAGCGGUCAUCCGGCCCCCCGUCCGGCAGGCGGUGGCGGUGGGGGGCACGGCCAGCUUCCCCUGCCAGGUCAGCGGCCGGCCCCCGCCGCAGGUCACCUGGGAGAAGCGGGCUCCGGACGGGGCCGGGGGGCCGCCCAUGAGGCCCAACCACGUGCUGGGCAACAUGGUGGUCACCAACAUUGGUCAGCUGGUCAUCUACAACGCGCGGCUGCAGGACUCGGGCGUGUACACGUGCACGGCCCGGAACCCGUCCGGCUGGGUGCAGAGCCACCACCCGCUCACCGUGCUGCCCCCCCCGCUGCCGGCCCCCGGGGCCGCCAACCGGAGCCGCUGCGGCCCGGAGGCGUGCGCCCGCCCCCCCGACGGCCCCCCCGACGGGCCCCGGGCCUGCGGGGGCCGGCCGGAGACGGUCAGCUGGUACUACGAGCCCAAGGCCAACAGCUGCUUCCCCCUCGGGCGUUGCCCCGGCGACGGGCCGGCCGGGGGGCUGCUGGACACCUACGACCGGUGCAUGCGCUGCUGCGGGCCGGAGCUGACCGGUCCAGAGCUGACCGGGCAAGAGCCGACCACUCCAGAACUGACCGGGCCGGACCUGGCCGGACCCUGCAGCCUCCCCAGCUCCCAGGGCCCCUGCAAGGCCUACGAGCCCCGCUGGGCCUACAGCAGCCUGCUGGGGGGGUGCCGGUCCUUCGUCUACGGGGGCUGCGACGGAAACCAGAACAACUUUGAGUCCAAAGAAGCCUGCGAGGAGGCCUGCCCCCUCCCCAGGAGCCCCCACUGCCGGGCCUGCCGGCCCCGGGGCCGCAUGGUGACCAGCUUCUGCCGCAGCGACUUCGUCAUCGUGGGCCGCAUGGCGGGGCUGACCCAGGACGGGGACUCGGGCCACGCCCUGGUCACCGUGGAGGAGAUCCUCAGAGACGAGAAGAUGGGCCUCCGCUUCUUCGGGAAGGAGCCCCUGGAGGUCACCUUCGUCCACAUGGACUGGAACUGCCCCUGCCCCAACAUCACGGCGGCGGCGGCCGAAGGCCAGGUCAUCGUCAUGGGCAACGUCAGCGAGGGCAUGGCCGUCCUUCACCCCGAGAGCUACGUGGGCGCCUCCAGUCCCCGCCGGGUCAGGAAACUGAAGGAGGUCAUCUCCAAGAACACCUGUGACAUUCUGAAGGCCAUCACCAGCGGCCCCCAGUAG